GACGAACGAGUGAACCAACCAGCUACCGUUCAAAGACCAGUGAUUCCUUGGCCCACGACUGAUAGAACGCCUGUGUCUGAGUUCACAACACCAUAUUUUUUCAGUAUGGCAUUCCCGUGUCUGUUUCCCACAGGAUGUGGUGAUUAUAAUGCAAAUCGYCCAAGGACAUGUUCCUCUCUUCAURACUGGGCAGAGCACUUGUUGUGGUACCAAGAUGGAAGAUUUGCUAAGAAUAAAGUUUGGAAGUUUGUUGUGCACAACAUGAUCAUGAGGAAAAGAGCCCUUGAACAAAGUCGUUACUUUGUUGAUCAGCAGUUGGGAGAACCGCACAUUACUGUAGCCGAUCUGCAGGAGAGAAUUGCUAGAGGAGACACUAGCAUUGCAAACAAGUUGUURUAUUUUGGAGCAAGUCUGCGUGGCACUUCACAAUACUGGCAUCAAAGACGAAGAGAGCUACGGGCAUUGAUUGAGUUCAUGGUAAAUGAGAGGCUGGGGCUGCCAUCAUUUUUUAUGACWGGAAGCUGUGCAGAGUUUUAUUUCCCACCACUGAGAAGGCUUCUAGAAAAGUACAUUCUUCAGACUACCGGAGAWSUUGUCAACUUGCUCGAGGACAAUAACGCACGCUUUAAAGCUGUACAGGAGAACACACAUGUUGUUGUAUCUUACUUUGAUGCACGCACACAGAGCUACCACGAGAAGAUAGUGAGAGGAGUAUUUGGYGUAAGCGACUACUGGUAUCGCUACGAAUUUGCCAAAUCCCGAGGACAAAUUCAUUGGCACCAGCUAAGUUGGAGAGGUGACAGGGAACCACAUGAGCUACUCAACAGUGCAAGAGAAGAAGAAUGCAAUGAGGAUGAGUAUGUUUCAAGGCUUAGUGAUUGGGUUCAAGAGAAGUUUGCCAUGUCAGCAUCACAUCCAGCUGGCCAAGAUGAAGAUGGAACUCCAAAGAAAGAGUUUUGGCCUCCRCCAGAAGGUACAGCCRAUCCAAUUACCAAUAACCGAGAUCCAUURGUGAAAAUGUUAAUGGAUGUGUCUGCAACGCAGGAUGCAAUACUUGAGGAUUACUUGCAGCUGAUUAAUAGGGUUGGACUACAUUGCUGUUCUGACUACUGCUUGAGAACACCAAGACAUCCUCAACCAGGACUUCAGCCAGCAGAGAGAGUUUGUCGGAUGGAAUUUGGCUCAGAAUUCAACAGAGGAAAAGAACCUCGUGAUUCACCGGCAAUUGUAACAGAUCGCAAUGGUGCUUUGAGACUCGAGCUUCCACGUGACCAUCCACGCGUGGUACAGCAUUCCAGAUAUCAGUUGCAGUCAUGGAGGGCAAAUGGAGAUGUCAGUCUAAUUGUAUCCAACUCUCAUCCAGACAACCCUAGUGCAAAUGAAAUCAUAGCUGUGACAGACUAUGUGUGUGGGUAURCCUGCAAGGACAAUGAGCCAACUGGUGCAACAAUUGAUCUGUUUAAAGACAUGGUGAAUACAACAGAAGCAGGUGAUGAG
Molecule: messenger RNA, 1497 nt
Organism: Exaiptasia diaphana
Lineage: Eukaryota; Metazoa; Cnidaria; Anthozoa; Actiniaria; Aiptasiidae
Exons: 1
Source: RefSeq, a predicted model, not a curated record